AUGUAUUUGUGUAGGGGAACCAUUCUGUAUAAAUAUUUUACGUUAACCCUUGUAAUCCUCUUUCUGCAAACAUGCAAUGCUAGGAAGAGGAAACACUACUGCCCCCCUUCUGCUUGUGGCCAUAUCCGUGAGAUAAGCUACCCUUUUCGCUUAAACACUGAUCCAAAAGAUUGCCGUAUUCCAGUAUAUGAAUUAGGUUGUGACGGUAACCAAACAGUAAUAUGGUUAUCCUCCAAGAAGUUGCACGUUCAAGGCAUCGACUAUGAUAAUGAGACAAUUCACAUGGUAGAUCCAACUUUACAAAUACAAGAUGAUCUAUGCUCUUUCAGACCUCAGCUUACCUUCAACCAAUACUAUAGAAACUUUUACACAUAUUAUCAUUAUCAUAACGGAUUACAGCGUCCAAUGCAAGAGCCUAUCUUCAUGUUCAACUGUCCAUUUGCUGUUAAUAAUUCUUCGACAUUUGUGGAAAUUAGUGGCUGCAAAUUAAGCAGAUACACUUAUUUAAGGAUUGGAGAAAUGAGUGCCUCUGAGGUGAGUGAUGGAUGCAGAGCAGAAUUUAUAGGCUUGACCUCAUGGCCUAAUAUUAAAUAUUCCCUUUCUGAUUUUCAUCAAGCAAUCCUCUACGGAUUUGAGCUUCAUUAUUAUCUGCGGAAUUCUUCACUAAGGAUAAGUAAGGACAAUCUUCAAUUAUACAUUUGCUCUGCUCCUUAG
Messenger RNA from Solanum stenotomum, 714 nucleotides. RefSeq lists its product as uncharacterized. The transcript has a single exon. The record is from RefSeq and is a predicted model, not a curated record. Lineage: Eukaryota; Viridiplantae; Streptophyta; Magnoliopsida; Solanales; Solanaceae. The coding region runs from base 1 to 714 and encodes 237 amino acids. Gene Ontology annotation, molecular function: polysaccharide binding.